This is a messenger RNA of Hyaloperonospora brassicae, 1173 nucleotides long. NCBI's taxonomy places the organism in Eukaryota, Oomycota, Peronosporomycetes, Peronosporales, Peronosporaceae. The record is from the annotation of a GenBank genome assembly.
AUGGGAAACGAUUCUGUCUCGUCCUCCUCUGUAUACCUCAUCUACGCUGUUGUAUACGCAUGCGGAGCUGCGUUCCUCGUACCUGGUCUCUUGGGUCUGCGUCGCUUCACGCGGAGCUGGCGUCAAGACCCCACGGCCGUGCGUCUCUAUGGGUUACUGGCUCUUGGAGCUUCGCUUCGAGCGGCGGCCUUUAUCCUCGUGGCUGUGUGGAUGUUUGCUCUGUGUCAGUUGCAGGCCUCUGGAUCGCUGGAUCGAGAUGCAUCUCAAGUGCAUCUGUCAUAUCUUCGCCUAAUGUUCCUGUGGCAGGUCCUGGGCGCCACGGCAUCACUAGUGCUGGCCGGCGUCUUCUUGCUGGUCCUGAACACGUGGGCAUCGAUGGUGGACAAAGUGCAAGGGAAGAGCUCUACUCAUAGCUCCCGGAAGCAGUGUCGGGCAACGGACGCUCUGCUGCAGAAUCUUCAUACUCGAGGAGCCCCUGAUGUCAAAGAGAGGAGAGACAGUGGCGCGUCUGCGGCUCCCGAGCCGUUGUUGAAGCCGCUUCCACCGCCCAGACUUCUCUUCAUGAGGAUAAUGCUCGCUGUGUAUUUGCUGCAAAUAGGCACGUUGCUAGUUGCUCGACGAGAGCCGAGAAACCGGACUCGACGCAGUCUGUUGGCCACCGCCACGGUCUUGCUAGUGUGUUGCUGGAUUGCCUGUGUCAUAUUGCUACCGACGUAUGGCGAGAAAAUGUGUGUGCUACUGGACAAAGUAGCUGAAGACGCGAGGCAUCGCAAGCGAAACAUUCGGCGUAUUGCGUUCACCGCCGCGUUGUUUUGCCUCAUGCAAACGGUGCCAUUGCUGCUACUUGCAGCGUCGCAAUGUACAUUGCCUUCGGAUAAGUCACCAAAAUUGAAUGUAGCGAAGACAUUGCACCCGGAUAUGGAUAGACACGUGACGCUGGAUGACGUGGUUCAGGCCAACCCGGCGUUCUUUUUCCUGUUGGGUCCAGCAGCGGGCAGAAUGACACACGUCGAUUAUCGUGUACUUCGCUGGAUUGUGGAGACUGAAGUAUUGAAAUUUCCGCUUGAAGUGGUUACGCUCAUGGCGUUGUUGUGCGUGCUGCCCUCACGCCCGUCUUCCGCUACAUCACAUGGCUACCAACCGAUUUCGGGAAAACGAAAGUGGCAGCCAUGA